Molecule: messenger RNA, 2335 nt
Organism: Boleophthalmus pectinirostris (great blue-spotted mudskipper)
Lineage: Eukaryota; Metazoa; Chordata; Actinopteri; Gobiiformes; Gobiidae
Product: alpha-1-antitrypsin homolog
Exons: 6
Coding region: 72-1319 (415 amino acids)
Biological process (GO): negative regulation of endopeptidase activity
Molecular function (GO): serine-type endopeptidase inhibitor activity
Source: RefSeq, a predicted model, not a curated record
UUCUUUCCAGCCUGUGCUUCAGUGACUGACUUAUAGGGUAGAGGCACCAACCAUAAGAACGCAGGAUUUGGAUGUUGCAGGUCAUUAUGUUGCGAGCAGCUUUGGUUUUCUGCCUAGCAGCAGUGGUUGUUAUGGGAAGACCAGAUGAAGGUCAUGGAAACUCAAGGCCUGAAGCUCAGUCAGAUCAGGACACUUCACAGGACAACAGUGUGUCUAUGGUGAACACAGCUAAUAAAGAGUUCUCCUUUCGUUUGUACUCUGCGUUAGCCUCUCAGCCGGACUCCCGGGACAAGAACAUCUUCUUGUCUCCAGUCAGUGUGUCUGUGGCUCUGGCAGCCCUGUCUGUGGGAGCACGAGGAGACACUCAUGAACAGCUCUUCACUGGACUGGGCUUUAACAGCUUACUGCUCAACCAGAGUCAAGUCAACCAGGCUUUCAGAGCAUGCCUGCACAAAAAUGUGUCUCAAGAUGCCACUCAAGGCACCGCUGUGUUUGUGGAUAAUAAGUUCAAACCAAACCCAGAGUUUCUGGACUCUCUGAAACAGUCCUACCUCACAGAUGGCUUCACUGUGGACUUCACCAAGACCACAGAGAGCGCAGACACCAUCAAUAAUUAUGUGUCAGACAAGACCAAUGGAAAAAUAGACAAGAUGGUGGACAGUCUGGGCGAUGAUACUGUCAUGUACCUUCUCAGCUAUAUCUACUUUAAAGGAAAAUGGCAAAAGCCAUUUGACCCUCAAUCGACCAGAGAAGACACUUUUGAAGUUGAUGAAAACACCCAAGUACCAGUCCAGAUGAUGAACGAGGAGAACAACUUUCAGGUCUAUUAUGACCAAGCCAUCAACACCUCAGUGCUGCACCUUCCCUUCAACAGCUCCUACUCAAUGCUACUGAUGCUGCCAGCUGAAAUGGAAACACUGGAGAAAGCCAUUUCCCCAAGUUAUGUCACUAAAUGGCUCAAAUGGAUGAAAUCUAAGAGAUAUAAUGUAUUUAUUCCAAAGUUUUCCAUCAAGACGUCAUACUCUCUGAAGGAAGUGUUGAGCGAGAUGGGGAUGACAGACAUGUUUGGAGACCGCGCAGAUCUCAGUGGCCUUGCAGCGGGCAAUAAGCUGGCUGUAUCAGAGGUUGUUCAUAAGGCUGCUCUCGAUGUGGAUGAGAAAGGAGCCACUGCAGCAGCUGCUACAGGAGUUACCAUCACCCUUCUGUCUUUCCGUUACGUCCCAGUCCUGAAGUACAACCAUCCCUUCAUGCUUCUAAUCUUGGACAGGGCAACACAGGACAUCAUGUUCAUGGGAAAGAUCAUCAACCCAAAUAUCUAAAGAUGCAAAUUGUAUGGCAUACUAAACCUGAGUUACAAUUUAAAGAUGUAUUUCUUCAUUUUAUUCCUACAAGUAGGCUAUUUUAGGGUAUCUGAUAACUGAUAUAUGAGAUGAUAUAAUGGAUGAUUAUUAAAAUUGGUCUUGAGUUUGAGUUUUGUAAUGAAGCAAGUUAUAGGCUAGCCUGUAAACCUGGUAUUUUAUUGUCUAAAGUGAAUACAAGUGUGAAUAGUGAUGUCAUUGUGUGUGAGUGUAACUAAAGGACUAAACCAGGACUACAUCAGAACUAAACCAGGACUAAACCAGUGUGAAUGUGGACCUAAUAUCUAAAAUUAUUUUCUACCGUGAGCUCACGCUUCUAUGUGAUUGGUUGAAUUCAAUACAGUUUUUCUUUGAUUAGUGUGAAAAGUCUCAUGCAGGAUUGGAGUUGUUUGAGUUGGAACGUGCCUUUCUCUACAUAUAGACCACCAGAUAUAUGUCCAGGAACUCAAACUCAUGCACGAAGUACCCCCUGUAUUCAAAACAACCAAACCACUCAACGACGUAAGAGCAGGCGCCUCCUUGGUCCAUCAGAGUCAUUUAUUAUACAUUUAUAGAGUUAUUUCAUAUUUACUCAUAGGUAGUGGAAACAAACAUGAUUAUAGCCAAACUUUUAAACUACUUCAUGUGGAAAUAAGCACUAGUCCUAUAACUUGGUAUGAUGCAUCUCAAAGGGUGAAGUAUAGCCCUUAACCCUGUUAAGCUUCAUGUGUAUCAUGCACUGUCUCUGUCUCAUUAAAUAAAUAAACUAACCUAAUUUGUCUAAUGCUAACAUUCGUGAUCUAUAUAACCAAUAUGAGUUUCAUAACAGAAGAUAUAUAUGGCCGAUUGCCGUUAUUUGCUCAUAUCAGUGUUAUAUAAUAAUUGCCACAAGAUCUCGUGAGACAAAACUGCCACAAGAUCAUGCACACAAGAGAAUUUUUUUUGUUCAUGUGUUACCAUCUCAAUUUACUUAUAGCCAAAUUAAAGGAAAGUGAAAC